GUGCUUUCUGUCCUCGCCUAGUCUCCGGUGCUAUUCAUGAGAGACAUCAACCGAGGCCAUUGAAGACACAGAGCAGAUUGAGGAAAUGGAAACGCAACGAGGAAUAGUCAUCGAGCCUGAUGAUGUCAGUGGCCAAGAUUCAGUCGUUGCUGAGACAACAAUUACGGAACUAUCGACAACCAGCUUGAAUAGUUCCAUUCUCGACUACAGGAGAGAAAAUGGGAGAACAUAUCACAAGUUUCAUGACGGACAGUAUCACUUUCCUAACGACGAGGCUGAAAAAGAGCGGCUGGAUCUGCAACACCACAUAUUCUACCUCACACUCAACGGAAAACUGGGCCUUGCUCCACCAAACGACCCAAACUCCGAGGCUGAGCGGGUGCUAGAUCUUGGCACUGGCACCGGUAUCUGGGCUUUGGAUUUUGGGGACGAGCACCCCGAAGCUGAGGUCAUAGGCAUUGAUCUCUCACCCAGUCAGCCUCAGUUUGUCCCUACCAACGUUAAAUUCGAAAUCGAUGAUUUCGAAGACGAGUGGACGUAUUCGAAGCCAUUCCACUAUAUCCACAGCCGGAUGAACAAUUCCAGCAUCUCGAACUGGGAAGAGUACAUUCGGAAGUCAUUCCACCACUUAGUUCCAGGCGGCUACGUCGAAUUUCAAGAAUUCACUCUCCCUCGGUCUGACGAUGGUACCCUCACCGAACACCACGCCCUCUACAAAUCAAUGCACCACCUAGGUGAAGCAGCCGCGAAACUCAACCACGCCUUCAUCGACCUUAAGACUAUUAAGCCCAUGCUUGAGAAAGCAGGCUUCGAGGGCGUUCAUGAGUACCACUACAAAUGGCCCUCUAACGACUGGCCACGUGAUGCCAGCUACAAGGAGCUUGGCUCUUGGAAUCACCAGAACAUCGUUACGGGUCUGCAGGGAUUUCUGAUGGCGGCACUGACCAGGGGCCUUGGGUGGGGGCCGGAAGAGGUGAACGUUCUGGCUGCAGAGGCGAAGAAAGAUAUGCGUGAUAGAAGUGUGCAUGCUUAUUGGCCCAUGAUUGUGGUGACAGCAAGGAAGCCUGAGUGCAAAGAGGUUAGGGUUACUGCAUAGGAUUCAGGAGGUUAAGACACAGGGGUAGAUUGACGAGUACAAGAACUGAACAUUUAUUCAUACUAUCUGUGAAGCAUUCGCUCCAUACACUCAACGGACUAUCAUGAC
This is a messenger RNA of Ilyonectria robusta, 1204 nucleotides long. RefSeq names its product S-adenosyl-L-methionine-dependent methyltransferase. Gene Ontology annotation, molecular function: methyltransferase activity. The transcript has 7 exons. The coding region runs from base 86 to 1096 and encodes 336 amino acids. The record is from RefSeq and is a predicted model, not a curated record. Lineage: Eukaryota; Fungi; Ascomycota; Sordariomycetes; Hypocreales; Nectriaceae.